This is a messenger RNA of Habropoda laboriosa, 438 nucleotides long. RefSeq lists its product as uncharacterized. NCBI's taxonomy places the organism in Eukaryota, Metazoa, Arthropoda, Insecta, Hymenoptera, Apidae. The record is from RefSeq and is a predicted model, not a curated record. The annotation marks the transcript as partial. The transcript is spliced from 2 exons.
UUACCAUUGGCAUGGGUAAUGGCUAGAACUCUAAAAUAUAAACCAACAGAACCAAUACACUUUAUGGCAUAUGAAUUAUUACGUUGGGCGCGUGGUAAUGUUCCCCAAAAUAAAAAGGACAAUCUUCAACAAUUAAUUGCAUUAGCCACUAUAACAAUGGAUCAUAAAUUUGUUGUGAAAAAACGUUUAGAAGAAGAGGAACUAAUUAAAAAACUAAAUGAAAAAGCUAUGGAAAAUAUUCCCUGCAAUUUUUGCAGAGAUUAUCAAGAAUUGUAUCGUAUUAAAAAACGAUGUUGGAAAUGUAUAAAAAGACCCUUAAGAAAAUUUGAAAGUUGUGAAUUUUCUGAAAUGUGUACUUCGUGUAAAAUCAAUGUAUCAGAUAAGAGUGAUGAUCAUUCAUUGCCCCCAUAUUUGGAGUCUACUAAAUGCGAGUAUUAA